Centruroides sculpturatus (bark scorpion) is the source of this 543-nucleotide messenger RNA. Its product is annotated as isoinhibitor K-like. Gene Ontology annotation, molecular function: serine-type endopeptidase inhibitor activity. Lineage: Eukaryota; Metazoa; Arthropoda; Arachnida; Scorpiones; Buthidae. The transcript is spliced from 3 exons. The record is from RefSeq and is a predicted model, not a curated record. The coding region runs from base 212 to 451 and encodes 79 amino acids.
AAAUUAAAAUUUGCAAGUAUAAUUGAAGUAAGUGCAAUAGUAAGUAAUUUCUCUGAAUUACGAGAAGGAUAUAAGUCAUUACGCAAUGCGACUAUGUAGUUGUAAGAUAGCAAGUAUCUAGAGGAAAUAUAUAUAUAUAUAUAUAAAUCAUUCGCUUUUAAUCGUUAUUUAUACCUUUAUACGUGUUGUUGAACUACAUACAGUUAAAAAUAUGAAUAUUAAAUUAGCCAGCACAAUUAUUUUAAUACUUUGCAUGUAUUCGGAUGCUCAAGGGGUAGACUGUAAUCUACCUUCAGAAACUGGACCGUGUAAAGCAGCCUUUCGUCAAUAUUAUCAUAAUAGUGAAAGUGGAAACUGCGAAAUUUUCAUUUAUGGUGGUUGUCGUGGGAACAGCAACAGAUUUGUCAGUUUAGAAGAGUGUUGUAGUCAUUGUUCUGCAAAAAACUGUUAGUUAAUGUGAAUGAAAUUUAUCAAGAUGAUUAAUGUUAUAUUUAUUUGUUAGAAACAAAUAAGUAUUUUAUGACGUUCACAAUUUAUUACUUG